Molecule: messenger RNA, 400 nt
Organism: Tricharina praecox
Lineage: Eukaryota; Fungi; Ascomycota; Pezizomycetes; Pezizales; Pyronemataceae
Exons: 1
Coding region: 23-382 (119 amino acids)
Source: RefSeq, a predicted model, not a curated record
AGGGGGGAGGGGCGGUGGUGUUAUGCUAUGUUUAACGUGUAUAAGAGAGCUCUUACGUUAUGGUCUUUUUUUUGUGUUCCAUUUCUUUGGCUGGGGUUGUUCCACUUCGUUCGUCUGCUCUUUCUAUUUCUUUGUAUUUCAAUUUGCUCUCGUCUUGAUUUGUUUUUUUAACUGGCGCAUAUAUUCCCGGCUGUCUUACAAGGGGCGUAGCGAUGUAUUUUUUCUUCUUCUUCAUUCCUGCUGUGUUUUUCGGCUCUGCUUUUCUUUUCUUUUUUUUUUGGCAUUUUCAUUUCUACUCUAUACACUAUACAUAAGAGAUGGAGAACUUAUAUUGCAUUACUGGGUGAUGGAUUCUGAUGAUUUUCGCAAAAAAAAGCUUUGACCUGGCUUUUGUCCCCCG